AAAAAGAAAAUAAUAAUUCCUUUUUAAUUUGUUAUUAUUAGUUAGGAGAUGAUAACUAAUUGACGGACAAAUAAACAUUUAUAAAUAGGAGUAUUGCAGUAAAAAAAGUGAUCCAAAUAAAAAUUUACAAAUUUCCAAAAAGUGAUUUUCCCGCCAUCAUCAUGGCAUCUUCUUCGUCGUCAUCAAGAAAAUCGGAAGUGGAAUUCUCACUCCCAGUGAUUGAUAUAAGUUCGUACGUGAGCAGGGGUAGCUCGAGGGACCCACGCGGAAUACCUGUAUCCGACUGCAAACUUGUUAGCCGUUCUCUGAAGGAGUUUGGAGCUUUCAUUGUCAAAGACAUCAGAUGGUCUCUGCCUGAUUACGAUAUCUUCCACGAAGACAUAGAAACUUUCUUCAAGUCUCUUUCCAAUACGCCACAUUUGCAAAAGCAGUUUGGGGUUCCCGAGGAAGUUCCGAUGACCUCUGUAUACUUUUGGAAAUUCGCUCGUCGUCCAGAAAACAACGCCCCUGUUAAGGACUACGGUGUAUCCAAUGUAACUCCUUGUGGUUUCCCCGACUGGAAUCCAACCAUGGAUAAUUGGUCAUUCAACAUGCUAGGCAUAGCCUGUAUGGUAGCUGAAAUGGCAGCUAUUGGGUUUGGUCUUCCAGUGGAUGCUUUCACAUCUCGGAUUCAUUAUGGCCUACAUACGUUAGCGACAAUUGGGAGUAACCUCGGAAAAGAUGUUCAGGAAGGAACCAUUCUUCAAGCAUGUCACCAUAACUUUAACUUCCUAACUAUUCAUGGUAGAAAUAAAUUUCAUGGAUUGCACAUCUGGUUAAGAAAUGCCGCAAGAGUUGAAGUGAAAAUUCCUGUAGGAUGUUUUGUUAUUCAGGCAGGAAAGCAGUUAGAGUGGUUAACUGGAGGGGCGUGCUUAGCUACCAAUCAUGACAUUGUUGUUACAAAAACUACAAUGGAUGUGAUCAAUAAAAUGAAAGAGCGAGAUUGUAGCUUAUGGAGAGUCUCUUCAUCGUUGUAUGUGCACGCAUUAUCAGAUGCAAUUCUGAAGCCCUUGGAACCCUUUGAUAAACAUACAGUCAAAAUGGCAAACGAUUAUCCACCUGUACCUGCAGAGUACGUUGUUAGAGAGUAUGCCGAAAUGAGGCAUGCUAUGCAGAAAAAGAUACUCGAAGGAGACGGCAGUAGUGUGAGUUAGAAUCUGCAAUUCACGUUCUACGAAGAGACUGCUCUGGUUCACAAAUGUAAAUAAAAUCUACAUACAUUCUUAGGAUCACAUAUUUCUUAGCUAUAUGUAAACCAUUGGGGCAACAAACUGAAAAUUGUGAUUUCAUGAUUUGUUCUAAGUAAAGGGAGCAAUUUGAAUCUUCCAAUUUUAAUUCCAACACAUAUGUACAUGUGUAUGUUUCAAACUACAGCUAAAUCCACAUGGGAAAGGUCAAGAAUUCCUAAAUAUCAAAACUAUUUUCCAAGGCAGAUAUUUCCCACACGUUGACUAAUAAAUAUGUCAAAUAACUAUGUUAACCAAAUGCAUUAUCCGGGUUAGCAAACCAAGAAAGUGAAAAUAAAGCAGCAUUAUGGUUAUACAAUCAAAUUACACCAUAUACAAACAAAAUAAGAUGCAUAUUUGUACUUUUAGACCUUCACUUCAAUGCCAAUGGUUUUUUCAUUUAGAAUUUCCUUGGGGGACAAUUCACAAGCAAUGAGUUAUUGGUGUGGGACAUCAUGAAACAAAGCAGACAUGAGAUAAACCAUAAACAAACCAAAACAAGAGUAUGGGAGGAAAGGAGAUUAAGAUCACAAGCAAAAACCUAGAGAAAGCAGUCAUAAGGGUUUACCAGAUUAGGAACAGAAACUCAAGCAGUUUGGAUCUAAUGAAGUAGCUUCUCAAUGGGACUGUUGUCUCUCUUUUGUACAAAUUGAAUAAGGGAAAACAUGGAGUAUGGCAAGCAAUUGACACAUCAGAAUAUUGUUUCCAUUCAGCAUACUACAUAAAUCCUCUACCUUUAGGCUCUCCAUUUCAAGAAGGUACAAGAAAUUUAGAUAAUGAGAACCUUAACUUCAACAACAGAAGGAACAACUAAUGUAGUUGUUUCUUCCUCUAUACCCGGUUAUUUAGAAAUUCUAGUGGUUGUCUCUCCAAUACAAUUGCAUUUUCCUAUGGUUAUUUCUCAAGUUGAGAUAUUACUUCUAGAAGUCCCAACCUUGGAUGUUGCUUCCAGUUUACUUCUGCUAAAACUAUUCUUUAUGCACCAUUUGACCAUUCUUUGAUUGUAAAGAAAGAAGACUUUGCUAGAUUUAAAGCUAAAAUUGAGGCUUUCAUGGAAUUAAAGGCUAAGAAUCAAGAGCAGAUAUAAAACAUCAUAAGACUUGUCUUAGCUCGGCUGACCAAUCAAAACCCUUAGGAUUUGUUUUAUAAUUUCUUUUGUAAAAUUUUGUACUUUGCACCUUUUGUUUUAUGAAUAUCUUUGAUAUCUUCUA
Cicer arietinum (chickpea) is the source of this 2476-nucleotide messenger RNA. RefSeq lists its product as uncharacterized. The record is from RefSeq and is a predicted model, not a curated record. Lineage: Eukaryota; Viridiplantae; Streptophyta; Magnoliopsida; Fabales; Fabaceae.